AUGUGGCUGAUGCUUACCAGCGACAACUACACCGAGUGGGCGAUGCUGAUGCAGUGCAACUACGAAGCAUUGGAGAUCUGGGGGGUGAUCGACCCGGGUACCGAUCCGAAGCGUGCACAAGAUCGUCAAGCCAUGAGCGCGCUCUUGCGUUCUGUCCCAAAGGAGAUGUGGCAGUCGUUGGGGAGGAAGAAGACGGUGAAGGAGGCGUGGGAGGCGGCUGGCCGUCUUCUCCUCGCCGAGGAUGACUGGCUUGAGAAACAUAAGCACCGCUUCCACCCAGGGCCCAAGCAAGGUGGAGGUAAAUUCGGCUCUGGGUCUUCAAAGGGCAAGGCGGCGGCGCGCCCAGACGGUGGUGCCCCGGAUCAGGUCAAACUGACCUCCAUGGGCACGCCAAGGAGGAAAGGCCGGUGCCGCAAUUGUGGCAUUUACGGUCACUGGGUGGAAGACUGCAAACGCCCGAAGAAGGAGAAGAAGGAGGCAGCACAGCCGGAGGAGAACAUCGCUGUCGGCGGAGCUGAACAUGGUGGCGCUCUGCUGCUGGCCACGUGCGAUGUCGUGCACGAGCCGACGCAGAUCGUGCAUCUCAUGGAGAAGGUGAUUCCCAUCGACGUUCCUGAUGGAGUGUGGGUGCUUGACACCGGCGCUAGCAACCAUAUGACCGGGACUCGAUCAGUGCUGACACAGCUCGAUCGAUCUGUUCUCGGCACCAUGCGUUUUGGUGAUGGCUCCCGCGUCGAAAUUGAAGGGAUCAGCUCAGUGGUGAUUCAAGGUCGCCAUCAACUAUCUCACAAGGUAUUAACUGACGUUUAUUACAUUCCUAAGUUGAGAAGUAAUAUAGUCAGUUUGGGGCAAUUAGAAGAGAAAGGUUUCAAAGUGGUUCUGGAGAAUGGCAAGAUGUGUGUGUACGAUCAAGGACGUGCUUUGUUGAUUUCUGCUCCUAGAACCACUAACAGGCUCUAA
Miscanthus lutarioriparius is the source of this 960-nucleotide messenger RNA. Lineage: Eukaryota; Viridiplantae; Streptophyta; Magnoliopsida; Poales; Poaceae. The record is from the annotation of a GenBank genome assembly.